AUGCAUUUUUCACGAGCUAUUGCGGCCAUCUUGGCUGCAUCUCCAUUCGUUAUGGCCGCUCCAGCGCCAUUUGUGAAUGGUCCCACAGUAUUCUUACCUUACUCGUCUCUGGCAACGACUUACAUAUCCAAGGAUACCACAACUGACUUCACCGGCGACAAAAUUCCUGCCCACUACGUCGCCUCGGUCCGCGACUUCCAAGCCCGCCGUGACAGUGAAGAAAAAGCCCUAACCCGAGAAGCCAUGCGCUAUAAGCGACAACUCGACCAACUGCUCGGUGGGUUGACCGGGGCUGCUGGCGGUCAGGCCGCUGGUGCUGCGGGAGCUGCGGGAGGAGCGAAGGGAAAGGGGAAGGCAAAGGCUAAGGGUAAGGCCAAGGCCAAGGGUAAGGCAGCCGGUGCUGGGGCUGCUAAAGGUACUGGGAAGGCUGCUGGCGCUGCCAAGGGCACUGGAAAGACUGCUGGUGCCGGUGCUGCGGGAACUGCUGCUAAGGGUAAGGGUACUGGUGCAGGCGUAGCAGGAGCUGCCGGUAACUCCACAGCACCUGCUGGUGGUGCUGCUGCUAAAGGCAAAGGCACUGGCAAGACAAACGGUGCUGGGGCUGCAAAGGGCACUGGCAAGACAAAUGGUGCUGGUGCAGCAACUCCUGGAGCCGCAGGAACCCCAAGCCCGGCUGGUAGGAUUCCCACCCCAUCUCUGUACUGCUGGGACCGCCAACCCAGGCGCUGCUGGAACCGCCAACCCAGGCACUGCUGGAACAGCUAA
Lindgomyces ingoldianus is the source of this 765-nucleotide messenger RNA. RefSeq lists its product as uncharacterized. Bases 1 to 765 code for a protein of 254 amino acids. The record is from RefSeq and is a predicted model, not a curated record. The transcript is spliced from 6 exons. Lineage: Eukaryota; Fungi; Ascomycota; Dothideomycetes; Pleosporales; Lindgomycetaceae.